Alnus glutinosa is the source of this 2467-nucleotide messenger RNA. RefSeq names its product proton pump-interactor 1-like. The transcript has 8 exons. The record is from RefSeq and is a predicted model, not a curated record. Bases 341 to 2212 code for a protein of 623 amino acids. NCBI's taxonomy places the organism in Eukaryota, Viridiplantae, Streptophyta, Magnoliopsida, Fagales, Betulaceae.
UCUGUGUCUGUCUCUCUCUAAAUAGACACCCACAGUUAAAAUAGACCUCUCUCUUGUUUCUCUCUCUUCGGAAUAGGAAUCACAGAGAGAGAGAGAGAGAGAGAGAGAGUUUGGUAAAUGGUAAUUGGAAACGAGAUCUGAAUCUAAACCCACCUAAUAGUUUUCCUUUCUUUCUGUUUUUCUGUUUUUAAUUUCUCCUUUUGCCAAAACUCGGAGCUUUGGGGCCCUUUGUCAAAAAAAGGGUCUUGACCUUCACAAUCUCGCUCUUUCUCUCGGGUUCUCCGCUUGGGUUUCUUUCUAUUGCUGGUUUCUGGUUUUGAGGCUGCUUUUGGGGUGAACCAUGGCUAUUGAGGUUGAUGGGUUUGAGAUGGUCCAAGGACCAAUGGAGACUGUAACCGAAGGAGACACUACCAUUUUGCAUGAGAAGGAGAAUGGUAAAUUGGAUCAAGGGCCAGGGCUUAAUGAGCCAAUAAAAUUCGGUUCGCAUGGAGAUGAACCAAUUAAAGGGGAAGGAAAUAAUGUUUCUGUCGCCAACUUCCCGAAGGAUGCAGUUGAUGAGUGGCCUGCACCUAAGCAGAUCCAUUCUUUUUAUUUUGUCAGGUGUCGACCAUAUGAUGACCCGAAAAUAAAAGUUAAACUAGAUCAGGCUGAUAAAGAGAUUCAGAGGAAAAAUCAAGCCCGAUUUCAGAUCACUGAAGCACUAAAGGCAAAAAGGUCAGAUCGAGCAGAGUUGAUUUCUCAGAUUAGAGCUUUGAAAGACGACAACAGGCAGUUCAGGACUAUCUUUGAUGAGAAAAGAAAGGAGAUGGAACCUCUGCAACAGGCUCUUGGCAAGCUGCGCUAUUCAAACUCUGCUGGUCGUGGUAGUGGUAUAUGUUCAUCUGAGGAAGAGCUUAAUGAUCUGAUCCAGAGUUUCCAGUAUCGCAUACAACAUGAGAGCAUUCCGUUGUCCGAGGAAAAGCAAAUUAUUAGAGAAAUUAAACAACUUGAGGGGACAAGGGAAAAAGUUAUUGCUAAUGCUGCUAUGAGAGCAAAGAUCCAAGAUUCAUUGGGUCAGAAAGAAGCCAUUCAAGACCAAGUUAAACUCAUAGGCGGUGAUUUGGAUGGAGUAAGGAAGGAGAAACAAGCAGUUCAGGGCAAAAUUAAGCAACUUGAUGAAGCACUAAAGGCAAUUGACAAUGAGAUUAAUUCUUUAUCGGAGGAGCUGAAAGCUGUAACCCAAAAGAGGGACAAAGCUUAUGAAAGCAUUCAGCAACUCAGAAAACAGCGUGAUGAGGGGAAUGCCUACUUUUACCAAAGCCGUACGGUCUUGAAUAAAGCACGAGAGCUUGCUGCGAAGAAAGACAUCAAGGCUCUUGAGGAACUCUCGCAUACAGAGGUUGGAAAUUUUGUGUCCCACUGGAGCAGUGACAAGGCUUUUAGGGAUGAUUAUGAGAAAAGAAUUUUGCCAUCAUUAGAUAGUCGACAAUUGAGUAGGGAUGGGCGGAUGAGGAACCCAGACGAAAAGCCUUUGGUGGUAUUAGAAGAAACUACAUCUUCUGAAACAGAGACAGCGGCAAAAGCCAGUGUGAAACAAUUAAAGGAAGAUUCCAAAUCCCCUUCACAGGAUACUUUGCCCAUACAAAAGGCCCAGAAGGAAGCAAAAAAUGUAGCUACAGAUUCGAAAUCCUCCGUGGAGCAUAUUAAAGUAGAAGACAAGGAGAUCUCUGGGUUAGAAAAGCCGCAGAAGGACACUCCUGUGAAGGACAAUGAAGUUGAUGCAGCAAAAUUGAAGGAGAUGAAAAGAGAAGAAGAAAUUGCAAAAGCUAAACAGGCCAUGGAAAGGAAGAAGAAGUUGGCAGAGAAAGCAGCAGCCAAAGCAGCUAUAAGGGUUCAAAAGGAAGCUGAAAAGAAGCUCAAGGAGCGUGAAAAGAAAGCGAAGAAGAAGGCUUCAGCAUCUGGACCUGCUUCUGAUCCCGAAGAACCAGCAGAAGAAGUGUCAGAUGCUGCAGAACCAGAGAAGACUGAUGAAAGUGUUGAAGCUCCAGUUCCAGCAAAGGAGAGGGUUCAAAAGGGGAACACUAUCAAACACAGGAAUAGAUCAAAAGGCCCAGAUUCAGUCCCAAAAGUCAUCCUGAAAAGGAAGAAGUCAACUAACUACUGGGUAUGGGCUGCUCCUGCUGCUGUGCUGGUUCUGCUGUUUUUAGUGCUUGGAUACUACUAUCUUUUCUAAAUAGUGAGUUAGAAGAACUAAAUAGAAAGAGUCAUGGACCAGUUUUUCUGCUUAAGCGUGAGUGGCUAGGGUUGUAGUGUUAAAAUUAAGUUUAUUCCUGUUCGUUACAUCCUUUGAGGGGAUGGACUCAAAAUCAUAAUGUUGCUGGUAGCAGCUCAGUCACAGGGGAGAAGCUACAUACAUUUACUUUGACUGGAUGAAUUUUCAAAUUUUGACUUUUGAUCAAAUUUCAUUAAUGUUAUUUGGAUCCAUAAA